Messenger RNA from Zootermopsis nevadensis, 2317 nucleotides. RefSeq names its product regulator of MON1-CCZ1 complex protein bulli (gene Bulli). Gene Ontology annotation, cellular component: lysosomal membrane; Mon1-Ccz1 complex; late endosome membrane. Gene Ontology annotation, molecular function: protein binding. Lineage: Eukaryota; Metazoa; Arthropoda; Insecta; Blattodea; Termopsidae. Gene Ontology annotation, biological process: regulation of autophagy. The record is from RefSeq and is a predicted model, not a curated record.
GCGGGAUACCAACCGACGUAAUUGUGCACUGUAGCAAUCAAGACUUGUUUUAUUGUAUACCAUAAGCUUCGAUUGCGUCAUUAUGUUGAUAGCGGGUUAUAUGGUCGAUAACUAUUAGUCAAACUAUUUUGAAUUAUUCACUGAUCACCUAUGAAAGGAAUUAGUACUAAAUACUAGAAAGUCAUGGCAGAAGACAUUUCUGAUGAUUACUAUUUGGAACUGUCUGCUACACCUGUUCGUUUUGAAUCUGUUAGCAAGGUUACGAAUGUAUUUUUUGACGAUUCUAAUAAACAGGUAUUUGCAGUCCGCUCAGGUGGUGUUACAGGAGUAAUUGUCAAGGGUCCAACAGACCAGAUUACAACUAGUUUUCGCAUGGAAGAUAAGGGCCCCGUCCUUUCAAUCAAGUUUUCGCCUGACCAACAUGUUCUGGCAAUUCAAAGGACCAAGACUUCAGUGGAAUUUGUCAAUUUUACCACGGAUGGAGAAGGGUUGGAUUCAGUUGAGUAUUCUCAAAGUUGUAAAGGCAAGAACACUGUGAUUCUUGGUUUUGUCUGGACACAUAACAAUGAAAUUGUGUUUGUGACAGAUCAUGGUGUGGAGCUAUUCCAGGUGGUUCCUGAGAAGCACUGCCUGAAGGCCCUUAAGUCCCAUAGCCUGAGUGUCAAUUGGUUUGUGUUCUGCCCUCAGAACUGUCUUUUAUUGCUUUCCUCAGGGACUCUUGGUAACCAGAUGCAACCACUGUAUUUCAAACCUGGAAAUAUUAUUAAGCUUACAAAAUUUGAGAUUGAACUGGGAGUUGUUCCAAAGCCUGCCAAGUUAUGUUUGCUGGAAAGAGAUGUGACCCUGGCAACACUAUAUGGAUCCCCUAGCAUUGUGGUAUUGCGACACCAGCCACGUGGAGUUACUGGGCAAGGAGCAGAAAUUGUCAUUUAUACUAUACAGAAGAUGCUUACAGCUAAAAUGAGCCACAUUCUGAGGUUAGAUAUGAGUGGCCGAUUUGCAAUAAAUGUAAUUGAUAACCUCAUUGUAGUACAUCAUCAGGCUUCAAAGACUUCAAUGCUCUUCGAUAUCAACAUGGCAGGCGAAUCUGAUGGAUUUGUGACAUAUCACCAGCCUAUAGUUGGCAUGCAACCUAUCAAACCAUUCAGCUUGCGUUUACCUAUGGCAACAGGCAGUCAGAUGCUGGGAGAGCCAGCACACAUCAGUUGUGAACUUUAUUCUCCCAAUUGGGUUGUUUUCCAGCCAAAUAUUGUGAUCGAUGCAAAGAUUGGUUGUCUGUGGUAUGUUGGUCUUAGGUUGCAUCCAUUAGUUAAUCUCAUCCAAGAUAAAUGCUUGUUGGUGGAUUUCCUGCUCCAGAGGAAGGACUCUAAGCCUGUUAUCAUUCAGGUUCUUCAGAAAAUUUUAGAACCAUCAGAAAAAAAUCUAAGUCACAUAGUGGCCAUUGCAGAACUGUUUGACCAUCUCAAUGAUGUAUAUAGAAGUUUCUUGGAAGUUGAAAUGCAGAGUCAGAUGGGAACACCUGCAUCAAGUGGACUGAGUGUUUCUCCAGCUCGCCCUUCAGCUCCUGUAUUACCAAAGGCCCCAGUUGUAAUAGAUCAGUCAGACAUGUACACUAACGUAUUUUCUCGAUUUGCAGACCGUCAUACAAAAGAUGGUGACGUGGUUGGUGGAGGAAAGUUUGUAGUAUGGGUUCUACUGGAAUAUAUCCGGUCACUCACAGACUUCCAUAUACCAGUUCAGCAUUAUCUGCAUGAAUUGGUUAUCAACUCCCUAGUUCAACAUAAAGCUUAUUAUCAACUGCACCAGUUGCUUCAGUACCACGUUGUGUCUGACUCCAAGCCAUUGGCAUGCCUACUUUUAUCACUGGAAAAUCUAUACCCAGCUGCACAUCAGCUGGCACUUGACAUGUUAAAACGUUUGUCUACAGCCAAUGAGGAGAUCAUAGAAGUUCUGCUUUCCAAGCAACAAAUUCUGCCAGCACUCAGGUUUGUGCGCAGCGUUGGAGUUGUGGAUCAGGUCUCAGCACGAAAAUUUUUGGAAGCAGCAAAGUCUAUGGGAGAUUCAGCCAUAUUCUAUGCUGUUUUCAAAUUUUUUGAACAGAGGAACCAACGUCUCAAAGGCAGUACUGCAUUUAGCAAAGGUGAACACUGUGAGACGUAUGUGCAGUAUUACCAGACACUGUUCAAUAAUAAUGAUAACAAUGCAGCUUGUAACAUUUUAGAGAACUAAGAGAAUUCAACAGAAUGAAAGAACUUUAAUUUGAUAGGAAAGAAUGUAUGUAAAUUCUUUUCUUAAAUAAAACGCGGUUUCAUUCCUU